This is a messenger RNA of Tribolium madens (black flour beetle), 1966 nucleotides long. RefSeq names its product protein lethal(2)denticleless (gene l(2)dtl). Gene Ontology annotation, molecular function: protein-macromolecule adaptor activity; protein binding. Gene Ontology annotation, biological process: mitotic G2 DNA damage checkpoint signaling; proteasome-mediated ubiquitin-dependent protein catabolic process. Gene Ontology annotation, cellular component: nucleus. The record is from RefSeq and is a predicted model, not a curated record. Bases 94 to 1842 code for a protein of 582 amino acids. NCBI's taxonomy places the organism in Eukaryota, Metazoa, Arthropoda, Insecta, Coleoptera, Tenebrionidae. The transcript has 2 exons.
AUUUACGUUCGUUGACAUUUCCCGCUCUAACCUAACAUUCUAGAAACAUCAACAAUUUAAAGGUAUCGGUGAAAUCAGUGUUAAAUCGUCGAAAUGCAGCCUGUAAAGAGGCUAAUUGAACAACAAACCGGCUUAGGCCGGUGGAAACGUUAUGAUGAGAUAGUUAAACGCCUUCGGUGCCCCAAAGACGACGAAUACACUCAGUUAUUGCCCUCAGAAGACGUUAUUUGUGAUACUCCAAUUUUUGCUUGCAAAUUCGCCCAACAAAAAUCCAACGAAAACUUCCUGGCCCUCGCCAACGAAGACGGCAAAUUGGCCAUCCAUGAUACCAGCAAGAAGCAGGAACCUUACGGUGUUCGAGCUCACAACAAUGCUAUUUUCGACCUGUGCUGGAUGUUCGACAAUAUGAAAAUCGUAACAGCUUCAGGGGACCACACUGCGAAACUGUUUGAUGUAGCGGAGGCCGAUGUGAGGGAAAUUAGGGCUUUUUUUGGCCACACUCGCUCAGUUAAAACCAUAGCUUUUCGUAAAGACGACUCGAGUGUCUUCGCGACUGGGGGGCGUGAUGGAAAUAUUAUAAUUUGGGACACGCGGACCUGUGGUGGGAGUUUAAUUGGAAAAGUUGAUAGGACGAUUUUUAAUUCACACAAUACUAAAACGCCGAUCAAGGCACGCAAAAAAUGCACGUGUUUGAGCCCCUCGAGGGCGUCGAAUGCGAAAUCAGUCACGGGUUUGGUGUUCCAAGAUGAUAAUACGUUGAUUUCUUGCGGGGCCGGUGAUGGGGUUAUUAAAAUUUGGGAUUUGCGAAAAAAUUAUCUUUUUUAUAAACACGAACCGUUGCCGAAGAACAAAAUUCCAUAUGGGGGCACUACGACAAAGAAUGGCUUUAGCAGUCUUAUCAUCGAUAGGGAUUGUAUCAGAUUGUAUGCCAAUUGUUUAGACAAUACAAUUUAUAGUUAUAAUGUUGGUACUUGUAAUCCUGAGCCUGUUAUGAGGUAUACGGGGCACCAAAACAGCACUUUUUAUAUUAAAGCAUCUCUAAGUCGUGAUGGUAGUUAUUUGAUUAGUGGGAGUAGUGACGAGAAUGCUUAUAUUUGGAAUACUAGCUAUUCAAGACCUUUAGUUCGAUUAACCGGACAUGUGGCGGAAGUCACGUGUGUGGCAUGGUGUGAGAGAGAUGAUCUGACUUUAGUCACAUGUUCUGAUGACAUGUCACACCGGAUUUGGCGAGUCGGUCCGGAGGAAUUACCGGAAAAUUGGGAAAUAGACGGGAGUGGCAAAGCCGAAGUAUUGCCUCUAAUUCCGGUGCAAUCAGAACUUAAAAGACCAUCUGAUGAAGUGGUCUCGUUUCAUAAAAAAUUAAUAGUUGCUUGUAAAAAGUGUGAUAGCCCCUCUACGAGUAGCGUUUGUCAAAACUGUUGUUCCAACAAACGUAAAGUUGAUCAAGAAAUUUCCAACGAAACUAAAAGGUUUCAUGGCGAGUUAGGCCCGAGGCGACUUUUUCAAAAUUUGGAAAACAAUGAUGAUAAAUCGUUAACUAUGAAUUUGCCUAAUUAUGUAAUAGACGGUGUAGCUCCUCAUUUGAAUUUUUCACCUCCCAAAAAAAAGGAUCAAGACUGGUUGACAAAAUUGCGUACCGAGAGAAAGUUUAAACGAGAUUUUGAAACGGCGUCGACUUCUACGCCUCCAAAAGUGGCCAAGUUGGAGUCGACUCCGAAGAAGUAUUCCUCGCCUAGAAGCCCACUUUUGAGGUUUUUUAAAGUUAAGUGUGAAGGGCAUUCGUGUACGAAGCCUCAUUCGAAUUGUAAUGUUUUAUCUCCGAGUACGCAGUCGAGUCAGUAGAUUAAGUGCACAAUGUAUCUCAUAUUUUAAGACUUUUGUAUUCUAGUUUUAGGCGUGAAUUGUUUUUAUUCGAAUUUAUAUUAUUCUAUAUUCUUGUUCGAAUUAAUAAAAAAUAUUAUCUUAA